Symbiodinium sp. CCMP2592 is the source of this 810-nucleotide messenger RNA. The record is from the annotation of a GenBank genome assembly. NCBI's taxonomy places the organism in Eukaryota, Dinophyceae, Suessiales, Symbiodiniaceae.
AUGGAGAUCGCCAGCUCAGCCGUGCGGAUGGUGUCAGUAUUCCAGGAGUUGCUGCCGGGGAUGGCGUCCCAGCAGGGCACCUUGGUCAACAAAGCCGGUCGCCGCCACAGGGAGCACCAAGAGUCCCGAAGGGGGAGCCGAGGUGGGCAGGGACACCAGAACAUCCGGCAGGAGCACGUGACUCAGCUGAUCUCCAUGGUGGCGGCGAUGUCACUGCAGCAGGAAGACGCUCUCAACACAGUUCGGAUGGACACGUCAUUCACCUUUCGUCUGAGAAAGGAGGGCCCGGGAGCCGUCCUCAAGGAGCUCGUUCAGGCAGGACAAAAAUGGCAUCAGAUGACCAACAAAGGCGAGCAACUAGGACCGCUGAGGCUGGUGGCGUUCGGACUUCUUCUGAAAGAGACGGAGGCGAGGCUGAAGCUGCUGCUGUCAAGCGAGGAGGCCCAAAAGAAGGCAGUGGAGUGCCACUGGGUGGACGGAGCAGGAAGGUUCGUGUACCAGAAGUGGAACCCGAUAGCCAAAAGACUCGAGGUGGACACAGCCAAGCAGGGGCUGACACCGACCAUCACGAAGUUCAGUGCGAAGAAGCGCCGGGACGGGGAAGCGGAGCCAGAAGAGGGGAACACGGCGGUGUUCACGGUGGAGAUAUCAUUGCGAAGCCCGGCAGCAAACGACAUUCAUCAGCAGCUGCUGCUCCUACAGGACAGCGCAGCGUGGCAGCUUGUUGGGGCGCAGCUUCGACCUCCAACAUUGAAGCGUCACGGAAUCGCGGUGGCCCUUCAGAAGAAUCUGGAAGAGGCAAGAAAGUAA